CUCCAUCUGUACUCAGUCGUUUAGCGCAGGGGUUUGACACGUAUGCUGUUUUCCUUCUGUCCGGAUUCUGUAUAAAUGUUAGUGAAACAAAUAAAAGAUAUCGUUGCCCUUUGCUGUCGUGCUACUACUUCGUGAUCAGGCGGUGAGAGAUUUUUUUUAGACAGGAUAUAGAACAACCGGAAAAAUGAGCACCGUAGCAGAACAACCUUGCUACACUCUGAUAAACAUUCCGACCGAUACUGAGCCCUUGAACGAGCUCCAGCUAAAGCAGGAUUUGGAGAAAGGCGAUGUCCAGACAAAGAUCGAUGCACUUAAAAAAACAAUUCACAUGAUCCUGUCCGGCGAACGUUUGCCAGGACUCUUGAUGACCAUCAUCAGGUUCGUCCUGCCGCUACAGGAUCACACCAUAAAAAAGCUGUUGUUGAUAUUCUGGGAGAUUGUACCAAAAACAUCACCUGAUGGGAAAUUGCUUCAGGAAAUGAUUUUAGUCUGCGAUGCUUACAGAAAGGACUUACAGCAUCCAAAUGAAUUUGUGAGAGGCUCUACUUUAAGAUUUUUAUGCAAACUGAAGGAGCCAGAACUUUUGGAGCCUCUGAUGCCUGCGAUAACUGCAUGUCUAGAGCACAGACACUCCUAUGUCAGGCGCAAUGCAGUCUUAGCUAUUUUUACAAUUUACAGGAACUUUGAGUUUCUCAUACCGGACGCACCAGAAUUAAUAGCGAAGUAUUUGGAAGGCGAACAGGACAUGUCAUGUAGGAGGAACGCGUUUUUAAUGCUGUUGCAUGCUGACCAAAGCCGAGCACUGGCUUAUUUAGCCGCUUGUCUUGACCAAGUGCCCAGCUUUGGUGAUAUACUACAGCUGGUUAUCGUAGAAUUAAUUUAUAAGGUUUGCCUGGCGAAUCCAUCGGAGAGAGCCCGUUUUAUCAGAUGUAUUUAUAGUUUGUUGAACUCGCCAAGUGCUGCUGUUCGUUACGAAGCAGCUGGCACUCUAGUAACACUUUCCAGCGCACCUACCGCAAUUAAAGCUGCGGCUUCUUGCUACAUCGAACUGGUCGUCAAAGAAAGCGAUAACAAUGUUAAACUGAUCGUGUUAGAUCGAUUGAUCGCGAUGAAGGAGAGCCCAGCUUACGAAAGAGUCCUCCAAGAUUUAGUGAUGGAUGUACUUAGAGUUCUAGGUUCUCCGGCACUGGAAGUUCGAACGAAAACACUUGCGCUCGCAAUGGAUUUGGUAACGAGCCGUACAAUCGAAGAAAUGGUUCAACUGUUGAAGAAGGAGGUACUUAGAACGGCCGGCGGGGAGCACGAGGAUGCUGGAAAAUAUCGUCAAUUGCUCGUUAGAACGCUACACGCAUGUUCCAUCAAAUUCUCGGACGUCGCGGCUACAGUGAUACCGGUAUUAACAGAUUUCCUAUCGGAGAACAACGAGGCCGCUGCAACCGACGUCUUGGUAUUCGUUCGCGAAGCGAUUCAGCGGUUCGAGAAUCUCAGACCUCUGAUCGUCGAUAAACUGCUUGAAGUAUUCCCACACAUAAGAUCGGUGAAAGUACACAGAGCGGCGUUGUGGAUACUCGGUGAAUACGCGACGUCGAAGGAGGACAUUGAAGCUGUAUUGAAUCGCAUACGAGCUGCGUUGGGAGACUUGCCAUUGCUGGAAGCUGAGGACAAGCGUCAAACCGGUGAAAAAUCGCAGGAGGAAGGAAAUGGUCAGACUGCGCCAGCGCAAUUGGUCACAUCGGACGGCACUUACGCCACGCAGAGCGCAUUUAGCACGGCAUCUGCUCGUAAAACGGAAGAAAAACGCCCAGCGUUGGUUCAAUAUAUGAUGGAUGGAGACUUCUUCAUUGGUGCCGCGCUUGCUGCGACUUUAGCCAAACUUGCGCUACGUUACAAGGAUCUCGAGGAGGAUGUUCGAAAGAACAAUCGCAUGCAAGCGGAAGCGAUGCUCAUUAUGUCCAACGUGCUGCAGUUAGGUCGUUCUGAUCUACCUACGAGGGGGAUGACGCAUGACGACGCUGAACGUAUCUCUUUAUGCCUGAGAUCUUUGGCUUGCCCCACUUCGCUCGUGCAGAAAGUUUUCACCGAGGGUUGCCGCGAUGCUCUGGGCAGAAUGCUGACCGCGAAGGCAGAGGAGGAUUCUCAGAAUCAAAAGGCAAAGGAGAAACCAGGUAGCAUCGUUCAAGUGGACGACGCGAUACAAUUCCUGCAGCUGAGCCGCGGUUCGGACGUAACAGGCGGAGCUGGCGACGUGUUCGAACAAAGUUUGAGCGCGGCUGUUGCCGGAAGACCCGGUGCUGCCGGAGACGCGCCAGCGCCAAAUGCUUUAAGCAAGGUCACUCAAUUGACUGGUUUCUCGGACCCUGUAUACGCGGAAGCUCUGGUCCAUGUGAAUCAAUACGAUAUCGUACUCGACGUGCUAAUUGUAAAUCAGACCGAAGACACAUUGCAAAACUGCACUUUGGAACUGGCUACGAUGGGCGAUUUGAAACUCGUGGAGAGGCCGCAGCCUAUCGUGCUCGCACCUAGAGAUUUUGCUAGCAUCAAGGCGAACGUGAAAGUGGCUUCCACGGAGAAUGGAAUAAUAUUUGGAAAUAUAGUAUACGAUGUGUCUGGCGCGGGAUCUGAUAGGAGUGUGGUAGUAUUGAACGAUAUACAUAUCGAUAUAAUGGAUUACAUAGUGCCGGCAACCUGUACCGACGUAGAAUUCCGACAAAUGUGGGCAGAAUUCGAAUGGGAGAACAAAGUAUCUGUAAAUACGACAUUGUCAGAUCUGAGGGAGUAUCUCGCUCACCUGUUGAAGUCUACGAAUAUGCGUUGCCUUACUCCAGAAAAGGCCCUUUCUGGACAGUGUGGAUUCAUGGCCGCAAACAUGUACGCAAAGUCGAUAUUCGGCGAGGACGCGUUGGCGAACAUGUCGAUCGAAAAGCCGCUGAACAAACCAGAUGCUCCCGUGGUCGGGCAUAUUCGUAUCAGAGCGAAGAGCCAGGGCAUGGCACUGUCGCUAGGCGACAAAAUCAAUUCUACUCAGAAAGGUCCACAAAGCAAGGUGGUCCAGGCCGCUUAGAACGCGUAGUCCUUUGAUCUACAACUUCAUCGUAUCCUCAGUAUUCGAGCUGUUUCCGAGGGCGGAAAGAACAAGUGUAGUCGAUCGAAUUCAUCCUGAGUGAUGUGGAGAAAAGUAACGCGCAAAGAUAUCCGAACGGCGGACGCCGUUCGUCAAUUGGUCAAUCAGGAUUUCACGAAACGACUUCUUGGAACACCGCGAUGAUUGAAGUAUAUUUUAUACGAUUAUCAGUAAUGUAUUAAUUUAUGCGUUUCAAUAUGUUCUCUGUCAGCGCCGUUAGAACUACGACACCGUACGAUUGUAUCAGUAAGCGAUGGAAUAUAUACAUAAUACGAUACUUCAGCUAUACGAGCUUGUAUUUUAUUCCGUUGAAACAACGUUUCUGACACAUACACGUAUUUUUUAAGAAAUAAAGAAUGAAUACUUUACA
Molecule: messenger RNA, 3491 nt
Organism: Ceratina calcarata
Lineage: Eukaryota; Metazoa; Arthropoda; Insecta; Hymenoptera; Apidae
Gene: betaCOP
Product: coatomer subunit beta
Exons: 8
Coding region: 185-3061 (958 amino acids)
Biological process (GO): intra-Golgi vesicle-mediated transport; intracellular protein transport; endoplasmic reticulum to Golgi vesicle-mediated transport
Cellular component (GO): cytoplasm; COPI vesicle coat
Molecular function (GO): structural molecule activity
Source: RefSeq, a predicted model, not a curated record